AUGGGUGAAAUUGAAGUAAACUAUGGUUCUACUUUACCUACUGAAUCAUUAAAGGUAAUUGCAGAAAGUGUGGGUAUUGGAAAUUUAUCUGACGAUGCAGCUAAAGAAAUAUCAGAUUCCGCCACUUAUCGUCUGAAAUUAGUAUUACAAGAAAGCAAAAAGUUUAUGAUGCAUUCUAAUAGGUGCAAAUUAUUACCUUCAGACAUUGAUAACGCUUUAAAAGUUUUCGGUAUUGAACCUAUAUAUGGAUUUCAUGCUAAAGAACAUGUACCAUUUAGAUAUGCAUCUGGUGGUGGACGAGAAUUGCAUUUCAUUGAUGAUAAAGAUAUUGAUCUUAUUGAAUUUGUUAAUGCUCCUUUGGCUAAGUUGCCUUUAGAAAUCAGCAUUCGAUGCCACUGGCUUGCUAUUGACGGAGUUCAACCAACUGUACCAGAAAAUCCUCCUUCUGUAUCCAAAGAUGUUCAAAAACUUGAAUGUGUAGAUCCUUUAAACAAAUUAAAAAAACCUAUUGAUAAAGAAGUUUCUGGACGACCAUCUACUGGAAAAGCUCAAAAGUUACGUAAUGUCGAAACUGUUCAUGUGAAACAAUUAGCAACGCAUGAGUUAUCAGUUGAACAACAGCUUUAUUAUAAGGAAAUUACAGAAGCUUGUGUUGGAUCGGAUGAAUCUCGAAGGGCUGAAGCUCUUCAAAGUUUAGCAUCUGACCCUGGCCUUCACGAAAUGUUACCUCGCAUGUGUACAUUUAUUGCAGAAGGAGUAAAAGUAAAUGUUGUUCAAAAUAAUUUAGCAUUGCUAAUUUAUUUAAUGAGAAUGGUCAAAGCAUUAUUGGAUAACCCAGCUCUUUAUUUAGAAAAAUAUCUACAUGAAAUUAUCCCUUCUGUUGUUACUUGUGUUGUAAGUAAACAAUUGUGCAUGAGACCAGAAAUUGACAAUCAUUGGGCUUUGAGAGAUUUUGCCUCUCGCUUAAUGGCACAAAUUUGUAAAAUGUUUAAUACACCAACAAACAAUGUACAAACUCGUAUAACUAGAGUAUUUACAAAUGCUACUAAUUCAGAUAAAACCGCUCUUCCAUCAGUAUAUGGUGCACUUGAAGGUUUAGCAGAGUUAGGAACAGAAACAAUAAAAGUCUUUGUCAUUCCCAGAGUACACAUGAUAUCUGAUAGACUAGACUCACCAGAAGUUACUCAGAAUAAUGUUGAUAGAAUAUCUGGAAACCAAAUUAAACACUUACUUUGUAAAAUAUUGACUCCAGUGUUAAAAAUAACACAUUCGCCACCAGAUAAUUUAGAAGAAUACAAAAAAGAAUUUGGAUCUGUUGGUGUACAAUUGCAUGCUGCUGUAUGUAAAGCUCGUGUAACAACUACUACCCAAAGUACAAGCAACCAAACUGUAACACAAACAAAUACACAGUCUAGAACAGUUGUUGGUCGACCUGUUGCACAAACCACAAGUAACACAGGAAAUCCUCAAAAAUAUGUUCUCAUGUCUCAACGACCUGUUGUUACACAAACUCCACCCAAUAAAACUGUUUAUAUAUCUCAACAAAGUAUAAAAUCAGAAUUUCAAGAUCCUAGUAAUUGAAUGUUGAGUUAAACAAACUUUUUUUUUUUUUUAAAUAGGUUAUUUAUUUAAUGAGCUUAAUUAUAAAUCUUAAAAAUGAUGUAAAACAAAAAUAAAUUAGAAGAAAAAUUAUUGAUGUAAAUUUGUAAACAGUUUGUCAUACCUUUAAACUGGUUAGAACCAAUUUUAUUGGAGAAGG
Messenger RNA from Melanaphis sacchari, 1759 nucleotides. RefSeq names its product transcription initiation factor TFIID subunit 6 (gene Taf6). The record is from RefSeq and is a predicted model, not a curated record. NCBI's taxonomy places the organism in Eukaryota, Metazoa, Arthropoda, Insecta, Hemiptera, Aphididae. The transcript is spliced from 11 exons. Gene Ontology annotation, molecular function: transcription coactivator activity; RNA polymerase II general transcription initiation factor activity; protein heterodimerization activity. The coding region runs from base 1 to 1581 and encodes 526 amino acids. Gene Ontology annotation, cellular component: transcription factor TFIID complex; SLIK (SAGA-like) complex; SAGA complex. Gene Ontology annotation, biological process: RNA polymerase II preinitiation complex assembly; transcription initiation at RNA polymerase II promoter.